CCCAUCGCGGGGGGCUUCAACAAAGCCCCGGGGCUGAAGUACGAGGAGAUAGACUGUCUGAUCAAUGACGAGCACACCGUUAAAGGGAGGAGGGAAGGCAACGAGGUCUUCCUGCCGUUCAGCUGGGUAGAGAAAUACUUUGAGGUUUAUGGGAAAAUUGCUCAGUACGAUGGUUAUGACAGGUUUGAAUUCUCUCAUAGCUACUCCAAAGUAUACACACAGCGAGCACCUUACCACCCCGAUGGGGUCUUCAUGUCCUUCGAAGGCUACAACGUGGAGGUUCGAGACAGAGUGAAGUGCAUAAGUGGUGUUGAAGGUGUGCCAUUAUCCACGCAGUGGGGCCCUCAAGGCUAUUUCUACCCCAUCCAGAUUGCACAGUACGGGUUGAGUCACUACAGUAAGAACCUGACAGAGAAACCCCCUCACGUGGAGGUGUAUGAAACAGCUGAAGAGAAGGACAGAGCUGGCAGGUCUGCGGAGUGGACAGUGCCCAAAGGCUGCUCCCUGUCCACAGUGUCUGACAGAGCCAAGUUCACCAGUGUCAAGCAGUUCAUCGCUCCAGACAAUACCGAAGGGGUAUCUCUGCAGCUUGGGAACACCCGAGAUUUUAUCAUUUCCUUUGAUCUCAAAUUCAUCACAAACGGGAGCGUUUCCGUGGUUCUCGAGACGACAGAGAAGAACCAGCUCUUCACUGUGCACUACGUCUCCAACAACCAGCUCAUCGCUUUUAAGGACCGAGACAUCUACUACGGCAUCGGCCCCAGGACUGGCUGGAGCACCCUGACCAGAGACCUGGUGACUGACCUGCGGAAGGGCGUCGGGCUCUCCAACACAAAAGCUGUGAAGCAGACCAAAAUCAUGCCCAAGAGAGUGGUGAGGCUGGUGGCAAAGGGAAGAGGCUUCCUCGACAACGUCACCAUCUCGGCCACUGCUCACAUGGCGGCUUUUUUUGCUGCCAGUAACUGGCUGGUGAGGAACCAGGACGAGAGGGGCGGCUGGCCCAUCAUGGUGACGAGGAAGCUGGGGGAAGGCUUUAAGUCCUUGGACCCGGGCUGGUACUCGGCUAUGGCACAAGGACAGGCCAUCUCGACGCUGGUGCGGGCGUACCUGCUGACGAAGGACCACGCGUUCCUCAGCUCGGCUCUGCGGGCCACGGCGCCGUACAAGCUGCCAUCGGAGCAGCGCGGGGUCAAAGCCGUCUUCAUGAACCGGCACGACUGGUACGAGGAGUACCCGACCUCCCCCAGCUCCUUCGUGCUCAACGGCUUCAUGUACUCCUUAAUCGGGCUCUAUGACUUGAAAGAAACGGCCGGGGAGAAGCUGGGGAAGGAGGCGCGGGUCCUCUACGAGCGGGGCAUGGAGUCCCUCAAGGCCAUGCUUCCCCUCUACGACACCGGCUCAGGGACCAUCUAUGACCUUCGGCACUUCAUGCUCGGCACCGCUCCCAACCUGGCCCGCUGGGACUAUCACACCACCCACAUCAACCAGCUCCAGCUCCUCAGCACCAUCGACGAGUCCCCCAUCUUCAAGGAGUUCGUCAAGAGGUGGAAGAGCUACCUGCGAGGCGGCCGGGCAAAGCACAACUAG
This is a messenger RNA of Nestor notabilis (Kea), 1587 nucleotides long. RefSeq names its product glucuronic acid epimerase (gene GLCE). The transcript has 4 exons. The annotation marks the transcript as partial. Lineage: Eukaryota; Metazoa; Chordata; Aves; Psittaciformes; Psittacidae. The record is from RefSeq and is a predicted model, not a curated record. Gene Ontology annotation, molecular function: heparosan-N-sulfate-glucuronate 5-epimerase activity. Gene Ontology annotation, cellular component: Golgi apparatus. Gene Ontology annotation, biological process: heparan sulfate proteoglycan biosynthetic process.